Mya arenaria is the source of this 4697-nucleotide messenger RNA. Its product is annotated as zinc finger protein 28-like. Gene Ontology annotation, molecular function: DNA-binding transcription factor activity, RNA polymerase II-specific; RNA polymerase II cis-regulatory region sequence-specific DNA binding. The transcript is spliced from 2 exons. Lineage: Eukaryota; Metazoa; Mollusca; Bivalvia; Myida; Myidae. Bases 145 to 1218 code for a protein of 357 amino acids. The record is from RefSeq and is a predicted model, not a curated record. Gene Ontology annotation, biological process: regulation of DNA-templated transcription.
AAUGGUGGACUGUGUCAAAUAUAUCAUUUCUUCAAUUUAAAAGGCUGUUCGAGGCUAUUUAUCAGUAAGCUGAUAACGUUUUGUUUUAGCAAGGAUAUACACGCAGGAGAGAAGCGAUACAAGUGUAAGGUCUGUGGGUCCGAUAUGUUCCGGAAAUCUCAUUUAAAGCGUCAUAUGAGAAUACAUACAGAAGACAAACCAUACAAGUGUGAGAUAUGUUCGGCUAAUUUUACUCUUAAAACUGAUUUAAAAAGACACACGAGAAUACAUACAGGAGAGAAGCUGUACAUGUGUGAGACAUGUGAUGCUGCUUUCUCUAAGAAAGGUGUUUUACAGAUACAUAUUAGAAUACACACUGGCGAGAAGCCAUACAAGUGUGAGAUAUGUGAUGCUGCUUUCUCUCAGAAAAGUCAUUUACAAGAACAUAUUAGAAUACACACAGGAGAGAAGCCAUACAAGUGUGAGAUAUGUGAUGCUGCUUUCUCUCGGAAAGGUCAUUUACAAAAACAUAUUAGAAUACACACAGGAGAGAAGCCAUACAAGUGUGAGAUAUGUUAUGCUGCUUUCUCUCAGAAAGGUGAUUUACAGAAACAUAUUAGAAUACACACAGGCGAGAAGCCAUACAAGUGUGAGAUAUGUGAUGCUGCUUUCUCUCAGAAAGGUCAUUUACAAAAACAUAUUAGAAUACACACAGGAGAGAAGCCAUACAAGUGUGCGAUAUGUGAUGCUGCUUUCUCUCAGAAAUGUCAUUUACAAAAACAUAUUAGAAUACACACAGGCGAGAAGCCAUACAAGUGUGAGAUAUGCGAUGCUUGUUUCGCUGACAAACGUGAUUUACAGAAACAUUUAAGAAUACACACAGGAGAGAAGCCAUACAAGUGUGAGAUAUGUGAUGCUGCUUUCUCUCAGAAAAGUGCUUUAAAAACACAUAUAAGAAUACACACGGGAGAGAAGCCAUACAAGUGUAAGGUAUGUUAUGCUGCUUUCUCUCAGAAAGGUAAUUUACAGAAACAUGUAAGAAUACACACGGGAGAGAAGCAAUACAAGUGUGAGAUAUGUUAUGCUGCUUUCUCUCAGAAAGGUCAUUUACAGAAACAUGUAAGAAUACACACGGGAGAGAAGCCAUACAAGUGUAAGGUAUGUGAUGCUGCUUUUUCUCAGAAAGGUUCAUUACAGAGGCAUAGAAGAAUACACACAGGAGUGAAGCCGUACAAGUGAAUGUGUGAUACAUGUGAUGCUGAUUUUUUUUCCAGAAAAGUAAUUUACAGACACAUAUAUGAAAACACUCAUAAGAGAAGCAGCAGCACUUUUAGUCAUGUGGGGCUGAUUUCUCUGAGAAAGUGAUUUGAAAACACGUAAAAGAAUACAUCCAGGAAAGAAACUAUAAAAGUAUGAGAUAUGUGAUGUUGAAUACUCUCAGAUAAACUGUUCACAGAAACAUAUUAGAAUCCACGCAGGAGAGAUGCCAUACACGUAUGAAUUACGUGAUUCUGAUUUCUCGCUGAAACGUGAUUUACAAAGGCAUAUGAGAAUACACUCAGGAAAGAAGCCAUUCGAAUGUAAGGCAGAUGGUGAUACCUUUCCUUGAAGAAACUAUUUGAAAACUGAUUUUAAAGGGAUUCACUUAGAAUGAGAAGCGAUGUAUAUGUGGUUCUGCUUAAACUUUAGGAAUUUUACCAUUUUGUUAUACGAUGAACUUUCAGAACAUCUGAGAUGCCCUUUGAUGUCGUUGGUGGACUUUUAAAACUUCUAAGAUGCACUUUGAUGUCGUUGGUGGACUUUUAGAAUAUCUAAGAUGCACUUAGAUGUCGUUGGUGUACUUUAAGAAUAUCUAAGAUGCACUUAGAUGUCGUUGGUGAAGUUUAGAAUAUCUAAGAUGCACUAAGAUGUCGUUGGUGAAGUUUAGAAUAUCUAAGAUGCACUUAGAUGUCGUUGGUGAAGUUUAUGAUAUCUAAGAUGCACUUAGAUGUCGUUGGUGAAGUUUAGAAUAUCUAAGAUGCACUUAGAUGUCGUUGGUGAAGUUUAGAAUAUCUAAGAUGCACUUAGAUGUCGUUGGUGAAGUUUAGAAUAUCUAAGAUGCACUUAGAUGUCGUUGGUGAAGUUUAGAAUAUCUAAGAUGCACUUAGAUGUCGUUGGUGAAGUUUAUGAUAUCUAAGAUGCACUUAGAUGUCGUUGGUGAAGUUUAGAAUAUCUAAGAUGCACUUAGAUGUCGUUGGUGAAGUUUAGAAUAUCUAAGAUGCACUUAGAUGUCGUUGGUGAAGUUUAUGAUAUCUAAGAUGCACUUAGAUGUCGUUGGUGAAGUUUAGAAUAUCUAAGAUGCACUUAGAUGACGUGGUUGUACUUUAAGGACGUAUUGGCCAAAUGUACCCACGGCUUUUGUGUUCAAUUCUAUUGUAGUUUGUGUUUAAUAACAUACAAUGUUAACUAUAUAUGUGUACGCCUUUGUUUUAAUACAUCGAACUAUUAAUAAUUAUAAUAAUAAUAAUACUAAUAAUAACAAUAAUUAAUUAUAAUAAAAAAUUAAGCUACAUGUAUGUAACAUAACUUUUUUUCAAUAUGGCCUUCAUAAACACAUACAACUGCAAUGUAACAAACAAACAAACACAAAAACACACACACUCACUCACACAGGCACACACACAGCUCUAGUUAUAAUAAGCAUACACACAUACACACAUGUACACGUUAAACAUUCAAGAAAAGAACUUUCAAUUAUUUGUAUAUAUUCUUCGACAAUCAAUCGUACAUGAGAAUAUCAUGUAUAACAAUUGCUGUAGUGUCUGGAUUUUCGUAACACGUAUAAAAGUAAUAGUACACUGAUAACAUUUUGAAACUUGCCAAACAUUUUGUUAUAAACCCGUACGAAAAAUUCAGGCGUAAACCAGCUGGUUGGGACACGGAAACCAGGCGGAAACCAACUGGUUUUCUGUAUUGCGUGUGCUUAACGUGUCUAAAGGAGCAGGACACGUAAAACGAACCCAAAACCAGGCGUAAAAUAUCCCGGUAUGAAGACACGUAAAUUCAAACCAGGCGUAAUUUUUCGAAACCAGGCGUAAAGUUGGACUUAGACAUUUUCGCAAUAAGCAAAAGGCGUAAAUUGAGACUUGGAAUAUUUUUUGUUCCAAUAUAAUACUUUGACAUUUUUUCUGUUGCCAAAGAUUAAAAAAGAAUGUGCAAAAAUAAGCUGUGCUUUAAAUAAUAUUUGUUUAAAACUUAUAUCUUUUUAAUAGGAAUACAGUUAGAAAUUGGCAAUAAAAUUAACUUUUUGUAGAGGAUAUUUUUUAUUAUUAUAGAUGAAACUAGAAAAUAAUUGAAAAAUACUUAUCGGCAGUAUAUAAGCAACUUGCCUUAGAAUUGCUAUUUAAAACUAAUUAUUUCAUAGUCGAAUUCAGAUUUCUAACUCUUUUUUAUUUGACUCAUGAUUUAUUUUGAUAAAAAGUUUAAUACUGCUACAUGUUAUCAAAAUUUCUCUCUCUAUGAGUCCAGUUGUAUCACACCCUGGGCUUAUCAGUUCAAUCAAAGGUCAGGCAGAAAGCUUCCUGGAGAGUUUUAUCUAAGCCAAUCAGCAUCAGGUUAACAUUCAUCUGUGUAGGAAAUUCAAAUGUAUGGAGAAGAAUCAUGUAAACAUGGCGGUUUCUGAAGCUCAUUUUGUGUGGAUCAACCUUUUCCCUAAUCAUUUAAAAAGGUAAGAACAGAUUCAACAUAUUUCUUUAAUAAUAUUCCACAGUAAAAAGAACAUAAAUAAAUCUGAUGAGUGACUAAAUAUAAUAUUCUUGCAGUUCUUUAUCUGACAGCAUUUAAACAUUUUGAGUAUUGCUCCCAGGACAAUGAACCUCCAUUAACACAAAUUGUCUCACUGGGAUGCUUUGAAGCCUCAUGAUUGUAAUACAGUGUGUGCAAUUAUAUGAAUAUAUCCACAAGUUCUAAUACUUGAAAGUUAGUAUAAUUAAGCUGCAAUAAACUUCAUAUAUACUCUUCUUGUUUUAAAUUCAAUAUCUCACUAAUCAUUUGAUACAAAUAACUUAAAAAUAUCUGAAUUAUUUCAGCGUCUGUCAUAAAGCAUAUUUAGUCAUUACCUUACUAAAGUAACUGUUCUUCUUCUAUUAUUUCAUGCGUCAUACGUUAUAAAAAAAAUAAUAAUUUCUAAAAUGCAUUAUUUUUUUUGACGCUAUUAAACACACAAACAAAAAACGUAUACAUCUUUUUCAUUUCACUUUGAUUUUUAAGAUAUAGACUUAAUUUACAAAAUUAUAAUGAUGUGCAAAAUAUAGAUACAUAAAAUACAAAUAUUUAUGAACAUAGAACAAGCUUUAAAUGACCUUUUAAGCCAAUACAAAAGGGGAGUCAAGUUAUUCCUAAGAAAAAUCUCUCCACUUGAAAAACAAACUCUAAAAAUUGCACAGUCCGCCAUGAAAGUUCUUCCAAAAUGUCCUUUCAACUUUAGGGCAGCAGUAAAUGCUUUAAUCUCUACUCUAAAUGAUAAAUCAAGCAAGAGUAGAUACUCAAGGUAUAAACGUUUUAGGAAUAAUGACAUUUUAGAUGUACAGUGGACACAACAACAAAAGGUACUUGAUCAUGAAUAAAUGUCUAUUUUUACUAUUAAAGUUUGCAACUAGAUUGAGUCCACAAACUGAUGAGUUUGUGUGAUCUACGUUUAGACAUUUUCAAUAUAUCAAGGGUCAAACACUCUUAAGUGA